AAUCCGCCCGACCGGCAGCCGAUCCCUCCGUCGUGCCAUUCCUUGCUAGGUCGAUAACUGCGCCGUUUUCUUUUUGUGUCGCUACAAAUUUGGCUUCAUCCAACAUCGAAGCUCGGACCAGAGCAUAGCGGGUGACUGAAUCAGGCGGGCAACAAUCUACGGACAUGGACGAGGAGAUAGAGGAGGGAAUGCUCAUAGAAGACGAGACCGAUCCCCCGCCACCAGACGGCGAUACGGGCAAAAUGUCUCCCUACGAAAUGCUCCGAGAGAGCAAAAGUUCUGUGGAGGAGAUCGUCACCAAGAUGCUCUCCAUCAAGAAGCAUGGCGAGCCUAAAACUCAGCUCAGAGAACUCGUUACACAGAUGUUCCUUCACUUCGUAACCCUUCGCCAGGCCAACCGAUCUAUUUUGCUGGAAGAGGACCGAGUGAAAGCUGAAACAGAGCGAGCAAAAGCUCCAGUUGACUUCACGACUUUGCAACUUAACAACUUGAUGUAUGAAAAGAGUCACUAUGUUAAAGCUAUAAAGGCCUGCAAAGACUUCAAAUCAAAGUAUCCUGAUAUUGAACUUGUGUCUGAGGAUGAGUUUUUCCGGGAUGCACCCGAAGACAUUAAGAACUCCACGAGGUCAAAGGACAGCGCGCACAAUCUGAUGCUGCAGAGGCUUGACUAUGAGGUUUUCCAGCGCAAAGAACUUUGCAAACGGCGAGAUGAACUUGAACAACAUAAGAAAAGUCUUCUAGAAGUCAUUGCUAAUAGAAAGAAAUUCUUGUCAAGUCUUCCCUCACACCUCAAGUCCUUGAAAAAGGCAUCCUUGCCCGUACAGAAUCAGUUGGGAAUAUUGCAGACAAAGAAAUUAAAGCAACACCAACUAGCAGAGCUACUUCCACCUCCUCUUUAUGUAAUCUACUCCCAAUUCUUGGCACAAAAGGAAGCAUUUGGCGAAAACAUAGAAUUGGAGAUAGUAGGAAGUGUCAAAGAUGCCCAAGCUUUUGCACGCCAUCAAGCAAAUAAGGAAACUGGUGCAUCGACCAAUACCGAGAGCAACAAGUUGGAGGAUGAUGCCCUUGACGAAGAUGAUGAUGGCCAAAGGAGGAGAAAACGGCCAAAGAAGAUUCCCGCUAAGGUGGACAUUGAGCAUGCAGGGAUAUAUCAAGUUCAUCCCUUAAAGAUCAUCCUUCAUAUAUAUGGCAAUGAAACAUGUGAACCCAAGUCAAUGAAAUUGCUUUCUCUGAAGUUUGAGUGGUUGUUAAAAUUGAACGUUAUUUGUGUUGGGAUUGAAGGAUCUCAUGAAGGUCCUGAGAAUAACAUCUUAUGCAACUUGUUCCCUGAUGAUACUGGCCUUGAGCUGCCUCACCAGUCAGCCAAGCUUGUUGUUGGUGAAACUAUUGCAUUUAGUGAUAAGAGAACCUCUCGACCAUAUAAGUGGGCCCAACAUUUGGCUGGGAUUGACUUUUUGCCAGAAUUGCCACCGUUGGUGAGUGCACAAGAAUCUGCUGGUGGUGAAACUGUUAGAAAUGAUAUUGUAUCAGGCCUCUCAAUGUAUCGUCAGCAAAACCGAAUACAGACAGUUGUGCAAAGAUUACGCUCUCGGAAAAAGGCUCAGCUGGCUCUUGUGGAACAGCUUGAUUCACUAGAAAAACUCAAAUGGCCAGUUCUGACAUGUGAUGAUGUCCCAUGGGUUUUGCAUAAACCUUUAUGCUGUCUGCAAGAUUGGUCGCUCGUAGGUUACUCCACAAGGCAGGCAUCAUCUCUGACUACAAUGGAGAAAGAGAAAGUUCAGGAUCCAGUAGAUGUUGAUAUGGUUGGAAAAUCUGGCAUUUCAAGAGAGGAGAUUGACGGUGCUAGGGAAGAUGGGGAACUUCCUGCGCUAGUUUCAUCUACAUCUAUCUUAAAUAAUGCUCAAGUUACUCCCUUAAAAACAUCCAAUCUUGAGCAUUCCAAACAGUUGACUCUAAUUUCCAAAAGCAUUACACCUCAAACCAAUUACUCUAGGGUGCUAAGUUUCAAUAAACAUGAUGAAGAUUAUGAGUUGAUGCUAGAUGUUGACAGCGACCAGGAUGAGCCAGUGCAAACUGAGCUUGCAGCAGAUGAUUUGGCGUCUGUUCCUUCCAACGACAUAACAACAAAGACAUGGAUGGAUUACGGGUCCAAGGAAUAUUGCCUUGUUAUUACCAGGAACACUGAGCCACCUGCCAAAAAUCUUAAAUUGCAAGCGAAGAUUAAAAUCAGCAUGGAGUACCCUCUUAGGCCUCCUGUCUUCACUUUGAACCUCUACACGAUGAAUUCUGAAGAAAACUCUCCUGACUCUGAUUGGUAUAAUGAACUUCGGGCCAUGGAAGCUGAGGUGAAUCUCCAUAUACUUAAGAUGCUGCCUUUGGAUCAAGAGAACUACAUAUUGUCUCAUCAAAUUUGUUGUCUUGCUAUGUUGUUUAACUACUGCAUUGGCGAGGAAUCCCUGUUCUCUGAAAGGAGAAAGAGCAGUUCUGUCAUUGAUGUUGGAUUAUGCAAACCUGUUAGUGGUAGUUUACAUGCCAGAUCAUUUAGAGGAAGGGAUCGUAGGAAGAUGAUAUCCUGGAAAGAUAUUGAAUGCACCCCGGGCUAUCCAUGCUAAGAACUUUUAGGAUCUUAACAAUAUUAUGUUAGCACCUCCUGCUACUGUUGCUGGUGGAAUCGUUGGAGAAAGUUUGCCUGCCUGAAAAAUAUGAAGAAUGAGAUUAUUUCUUUUUAGCCAGUUUCUCCAGUAUUGAAAUAUUGAUUGAUGUAGUGCGAAUGGGUGUUUAGAUGCCUGAUUCCGCAGGACGGUCGACUAUAGGUAGAUGAUCCGCAACCUCCUUGAUCUAAUACAAGCUUGAAUGUUCUGCCAAACCGAUCAUUUUCUUCCUAGUGCAUUUGUUUAUGUUCCAAUGAGAUCGUCUAUUGAAUAGACUCUUCGGAAAUGUUCCAACAGGCUCACAAUUCCCAGCAUUUCAAUCACAGCAUUUUAAUCGCAGCUUGAGGCAUAAUUUUUCACGUCAUGGAAACUGUUGUAGGUUAAGGCUUAUGAGUUACUACUGUAUUACUUGACAUCCACAAUUGUUGCCAUUCAAUUUUAUUGUCGCCUAGUUUAAAAUAAUGUAAACAAUAGAAGAAUGAUUUUUAAAUGAUUUGUUAUGGUAAAGUGGUUGUGUACUCAAAAA
This is a messenger RNA of Benincasa hispida (wax gourd), 3177 nucleotides long. It is a transcript of the gene THO5, whose product is annotated as THO complex, subunit 5. The record is from RefSeq and is a predicted model, not a curated record. Gene Ontology annotation, biological process: mRNA export from nucleus. Gene Ontology annotation, molecular function: mRNA binding. Gene Ontology annotation, cellular component: THO complex part of transcription export complex. Lineage: Eukaryota; Viridiplantae; Streptophyta; Magnoliopsida; Cucurbitales; Cucurbitaceae.